Messenger RNA from Paecilomyces variotii, 1905 nucleotides. RefSeq names its product Actin, gamma. Lineage: Eukaryota; Fungi; Ascomycota; Eurotiomycetes; Eurotiales; Thermoascaceae. The coding region runs from base 345 to 1472 and encodes 375 amino acids. The record is from RefSeq and is a predicted model, not a curated record. The transcript is spliced from 6 exons.
AGGCGACCAGAGGGAAAAAAGCAGAGACAGCCGGAUUCCCGCCCGCUGCGACUGGUGCGGUGCGCCUUCGAAGACCGGCGGCACACUCGCUCAACCAACAGGCCGACUGACCCCCUUCCCAGCCCACUACACUAAACUCAUCCAACUCCCCUUCCCUUCUCCCAUCGCCAACAUCAACAACCCCGUCCUCCUAUCUCAUCCAUCCCGCACCAUCCCUCUCCUCCCGUCUACAUCCUCAUCUUGCCUGCUCUCUCCUCCCCAGUCGUGUUCGCUGCACGACCUUUUUAGAUUUCUUCGUAUUUGAUUUUCUUUUCGUCAACCUCUUAAUCUCUAUUUCAGCCACCAUGGAAGAGGAAGUCGCUGCCCUCGUCAUCGACAAUGGUUCGGGUAUGUGCAAGGCCGGUUUCGCCGGUGACGAUGCCCCCCGAGCCGUCUUCCCGUCCAUUGUCGGUCGUCCCCGUCAUCAUGGUAUCAUGAUUGGUAUGGGUCAGAAGGACUCCUAUGUUGGUGAUGAGGCACAGUCGAAGCGUGGUAUCCUGACUCUGAGAUACCCCAUCGAGCACGGUGUCGUCACCAACUGGGACGACAUGGAGAAGAUCUGGCACCACACCUUCUACAACGAGCUGCGUGUCGCUCCUGAGGAGCACCCCGUUCUGUUGACUGAGGCCCCCAUCAACCCCAAGUCCAACCGUGAGAAGAUGACCCAGAUCGUCUUCGAGACCUUCAACGCCCCCGCCUUCUACGUCUCCAUCCAGGCCGUUCUGUCCCUGUACGCCUCCGGUCGUACCACUGGUAUCGUGCUGGACUCCGGUGACGGUGUCACUCACGUCGUCCCCAUCUACGAGGGUUUCGCCCUCCCUCACGCCAUCUCCCGUGUGGACAUGGCUGGUCGUGACUUGACCGACUACCUCAUGAAGAUCUUGGCCGAGCGUGGCUACACCUUCUCCACCACCGCUGAGCGUGAAAUUGUCCGUGACAUUAAGGAGAAGCUGUGCUACGUCGCCCUCGACUUCGAGCAGGAGAUCCAGACCGCUUCCCAGAGCUCCUCCCUGGAGAAGUCCUACGAGCUUCCUGACGGUCAGGUCAUCACCAUCGGUAACGAGCGUUUCCGUGCUCCUGAGGCUCUGUUCCAGCCUAGCGUCCUGGGUCUGGAGAGCGGCGGUAUCCACGUCACCACUUUCAACUCCAUCAUGAAGUGUGAUGUCGACGUCCGAAAGGAUCUCUACGGUAACAUCGUCAUGUCUGGUGGUACUACCAUGUACCCCGGUAUCUCCGACCGUAUGCAGAAGGAGAUCACCGCUCUUGCUCCUUCCUCCAUGAAGGUCAAGAUCAUUGCUCCCCCUGAGCGCAAGUACUCCGUCUGGAUCGGUGGUUCCAUUCUGGCCUCCCUGUCCACCUUCCAGCAGAUGUGGAUCUCCAAGCAGGAGUACGACGAGAGCGGUCCUUCCAUUGUCCACCGCAAGUGCUUCUAAGGUAUGACCAACCCAGAGACUCGACAGGACCUGUCAUGAGCUGUAUCUGACCUUUUUUUCUUCCAGCAACUACAGCGGAUAAUGGUUUCUUUCGUUCCUUCGUACCUUUCCAGGUUGUACCAAAACGCAGGGCGAUGGCGGUGGCGGCUGAUGAUAGACCUUCUCUGAAUCGCAAUGUCAAGGCGAUAUCCUGCAUAGGGACAAAAUUGUGGAACAGAGACGGGCUAUUUGGAAGGGUCUUAACUCUGCCGGAGGAACUCCUUUGACGGUUGAUCGAUUCAGCGUAGGAAAGUCCAAGGUGUUGGAGAGGAAAAGUUGAAGAUACGAUUGAAGGCUCUUGAUAUUACUUUCAAUACUCGUACUUGGCCCCUUUUACCUUACCCGAUACUUCUUUUUCUUCCUAUCCACGGAAUCUGAGUUCCCGAAAAAAAAA